This is a messenger RNA of Zonotrichia albicollis (white-throated sparrow), 15477 nucleotides long. RefSeq names its product ribosomal protein S6 kinase A5 (gene RPS6KA5). Gene Ontology annotation, biological process: intracellular signal transduction; protein phosphorylation. The record is from RefSeq and is a predicted model, not a curated record. Gene Ontology annotation, molecular function: magnesium ion binding; ATP binding; protein serine/threonine kinase activity. Lineage: Eukaryota; Metazoa; Chordata; Aves; Passeriformes; Passerellidae.
AGGAGCUGCUGGAAAACAUAGUUGUCUCGAUAAGUGUUGCUACGUUUAAGUGUGGAAAAGCAAAUUUGACAGGCCAUGCAGAGAAAGUUGGCAUUGAAAACUUUGAGCUCCUGAAAGUUCUUGGAACAGGGGCCUAUGGAAAAGUAUUCCUAGUGAGGAAAGUAAGUGGCCAUGAUGCUGGGAAACUGUAUGCCAUGAAAGUAUUGAAGAAAGCAACAAUAGUUCAAAAAGCCAAAACAACUGAGCACACGAGGACAGAACGACAAGUCCUGGAGCACAUUAGGCAAUCACCGUUCUUGGUCACCUUACAUUAUGCCUUCCAGACAGAUACAAAGCUUCAUCUCAUUUUAGACUAUAUAAAUGGAGGAGAAUUGUUUACUCAUCUUUCACACAGAGAGAGAUUCUCAGAAAAUGAGGUGCAAAUUUACAUUGGCGAAAUCGUUUUGGCACUUGAACAUCUGCACAAGUUGGGGAUUAUAUAUCGGGAUAUAAAACUUGAGAAUAUUCUCCUUGAUUCUGAUGGCCAUGUGGUGCUGACAGACUUUGGUCUAAGUAAGGAGUUUCUUACUGAUGAGAAUGAGAGAGCAUAUUCCUUCUGUGGAACAAUAGAAUAUAUGGCUCCAGAUAUUGUAAGAGGGGGAGACGCAGGACAUGAUAAGGCUGUUGAUUGGUGGAGUGUUGGUGUUCUUAUGUAUGAAUUAUUAACUGGAGCAUCACCAUUUACAGUCGAUGGAGAGAAGAAUUCCCAAGCAGAGAUUUCUAGGAGAAUAUUAAAAAGUGAGCCACCUUAUCCACAAGAAAUGAGUGCUCUGUCUAAGGAUAUAAUUCAGCGUCUUUUAAUGAAAGACCCCAAGAAGAGGCUUGGUUGUGGUCCCACUGAUGCUGAUGAAAUCAAACAGCAUCCCUUUUUCCAGAAUAUGAAUUGGGAGGACUUAGCUGCCAAAAAAAUACCAGCUCCAUUUAAACCAGUAAUCAGAGAUGAAUUGGAUGUCAGUAAUUUUGCAGAAGAGUUUACAGAAAUGGAUCCAACAUACUCUCCUGCAGCAACCCCUCAGACUUCUGAAAGAAUAUUUCAGGGAUAUUCUUUCGUUGCACCAUCUAUUUUGUUUAAACGCAAUGCAGCUACAGUAGAUCCCUUCCAGUUUUAUGUGGGGGAUGAGAGACCUGGAAUGACAACUAUUGCCAGAAGUGCUAUGUUGAAGGACUCUCCAUUUUAUCAUCAUUAUGAACUGGAUCUGAAAGAGAAACCAUUGGGAGAAGGAAGUUUUUCCAUUUGUCGAAAAUGCUUACACAAGAAAACUAGCCAAGAGUAUGCAGUAAAAAUAAUUAGCAAAAGAAUGGAAGCCAACACCCAGAGAGAAAUAACAGCUCUGAGGCUCUGCGAGGGACAUCCGAAUGUAGUGAAGUUACAUGAGGUUUUUCAUGACCAGCUUCACACAUUCCUGGUAAUGGAAUUGCUGAAGGGAGGAGAAUUGCUUGAACGUAUUCAGAAGAAGAAACAUUUUAGUGAGACGGAAGCCAGUCACAUUAUGCGCAGACUUGUUUCAGCAGUGAGCCAUAUGCAUGAUGUGGGAGUAGUCCACAGAGAUCUGAAACCUGAGAAUUUACUAUUUACAGAUGAAACUGAUAAUUCAGAAAUAAAAAUAAUUGAUUUUGGCUUUGCUCGUUUAAAACCACCUGAUAAUCAGCCUCUUAAGACUCCGUGUUUUACCCUUCAUUAUGCUGCCCCUGAGCUCUUGAAUCACAAUGGUUAUGAUGAGUCUUGUGAUCUGUGGAGUUUGGGGGUCAUUUUGUACACGAUGCUGUCAGGGCAGGUACCAUUUCAGUCUCAAGACAGAAGUUUAACAUGUACCAGUGCAUUGGAAAUUAUGAAGAAAAUAAAAAAAGGAGAAUUUUCCUUUGAAGGAGAGGCUUGGAAAAAUGUUUCUGAAGAGGCUAAAGAGCUAAUUCGAGGACUUCUCACAGUGGAUCCAAACAAAAGGAUUAAAAUGUCCAGCCUGAGAUACAAUGAGUGGCUUCAGGAUGGCAGCCAGCUCUCAUCCAACCCUCUAAUGACACCUGAUAACUUGGGCUCUUCAGGAGCUGCAGUGCACACAUAUGUCAAAGCCACUUUCCAUGCCUUUAACAAGUACAAAAGGGAAGGAUUUUGUCUCCAGAAUGUGGACAAGGCACCUCUUGCAAAAAGAAGGAAAAUGAAAAAAACAAGUACAAGCACAGAGACACGUAGCAGCUCCAGUGAAAGUUCCCAUUCUUCUUCCUCUCAUUCUCAUGGUAAAACUACCCCCACAAAGACAUUGCAGCCCACAAACCCUACAGACAGCAAUAACCCAGAAACCAUCUUCCAGUUCUCCGACUGAGCAGCAGAAUGUCCCGUCUCAAGGAGCUAAAUGGUUACAGACUUGGCAGUACCUGUAUUGUCUUCUCCUGCCCUUCCUCCUGUGGCUUACAGGCUGCCACAGGAAGACUUCUGUUGCUUUAGAAAUGUAUUUUAGUCAUACCUUUUUAGCUCUGUAUUUCCAUACAUUUCCUUCUAGCGUUGUAUGGUAUCACUGGAUAUAGUGUAAUACUGUUAUACAGCCAACAUUGCAUUCUCUGAGGGCUACCUUACUGGUGUGCAGCCAAGCUCCAGGUAAGUGGCUGUGCUGCUCAUGGUACUGCUUGGAAGAAGACUGUUCCUCAGUGUCACAAUCUUCCUCCCAGUUCCUUCCCUACUGCUCAAAGAACGGAAAGCUCUGUAACAUCUGUACAACUUCGGGAUCUUCUGCUCCUACCCAGCUCUGUGAAGAAUAUUGUAGAAUUUGAUUCUUCAUGCAUGUAAACAAUCAUUGGUACAAUGCACCAAAGCAGUAUAGUACUCUAAAGCCUUUUAAAUUUAUGGUUAUGAUCUGUCCCAUUUAUUUGAAUUUUAAGAUCAAAAUGAAGCACUAUGGAACUCCUACUUUGUUUAAAAAUAUCUUGUUCUAAACAACUGAGAAUAGAAGUCUUAGAUUUUUUUUUUAAAUUUAUUUAUUUUUUUAAACACUUCUAGGGUAAAAGAUAUCUGAUAAGGUGAUAUGUCUAUUACUGUGAUACAAGAACUUUUAUUUUUUGAAGUUAUUAGCUUCUAAAAGAUUUUAAAGAUUCUAAAAUGUAAUGCUAUAAGAGAAAAUUAAAUUUCAUAUUUGAUUCUUUGGAAAAUGGCCACAUGUUAAAAUACCUAUUUCAAGAUUUAAUUAUAAUUUAUAUUUUCUUUUUAUAAUUACACAAUAAUUUAAAAAUACUGAGAUUUUUUUAAAGAUGAGAAAACUCCAGUUUCAGCAUUUGUUAUUAUAGGGUCCAUAAAAAUGCAUACCGAGUUAUUUGAAUUUUGCAUUUUGCAAAUAUGGCAGUCUAACAGUGACUGUAAAAUAUUAGAAUAUGUAUGUUUUAUUUUUUUGCACUUUAUAACAUCCAAAGGAGAUGUUUUGGAAUAAAGUGCACUCAGAUCUCUCUUCCUACAAGGUGCUGAGCACUGUUUUAUGGGCUGAAUGACUUGAAAUCCACCAUAUUUGGUGGUUGUGGUCAUAGUGAAGGAGAAUUCUGUACUUUGCAGGAGUGAAUCCCUGUAUAUUACCCACUGUUUUCAUUCCUUACUGUAAAAUGCAAAGCUCUUUCUAUCUUGCUUUUACAUUGUAUAUAACAAAUACUAGACCUGGGCACCUUGUGUAGUGUAGAUGUUAACAACUUAUGCACUGGGAAUACUAAAGGGAAAUUAUAUUGAACACUGUGCUUCACGACUUGUUCACUGUGGUGUUCUACAGUGAAGUAUUUCCUACUGUGAUAGUAUAGUAUGUACAUAACUGUUUGGAAUCAUAAAUGUGACUUAGAGAAACAUCAGCAUAAACUUUUAAAUCAGUAUAUUUUAUAAAUUUGUGGAGAGCUCUUUUAUAGCUUGUAUUCUCAAUGACUAGGGGUAACUUAUGUGCUAAACAUGACUCCAGUUUUGCAAAUACUUACGUGUGUAAGUUUCCACUGAAGUCAGAGAGGCUCCUUGUCAUAUGCCUAAAUUUGUGUGAUGGAAGACUAAUUGACUAGAGGAUUUUGUUAACAGCUGUCUCUAUCCUAAAGUAACCUUAAUCCAAACCCUAUGCAAAAAAAAAAAGGUUAUAGAAAUUGUUUAUAUCAGUGGUUUUAUUUAUAGAAUUAUAUCAUAUAUCAGUAUUGACAAAUACAAUAAAUCCAUGUUUACAGGGAUUGUGUGUAUCAAAACAUGGCUUUGAAGCCCAACAUGUUUGUUCUGUGUUUCUUUAAUAUUAAUAAUGGCAUUCUGAGGUUUUGGAAUUGCUCAUGUGAAAUAGUUUACUACUUUCUUGAUGUGAAUGUCAACAGUAAUUGCAGCAUUAAUUUCAGGUUGAUGUGAAUAUUGAGAUUUGCACUGUUUAUGUAGAAGUAGUAUAUUUAAAGAUCAGUCUAUGUGCUAAUAACACAACCAGUUUUAAGUGGCCUAUGUUAAAGUAUUGAAAAAUAAUUGUCAGUGUAAUAUAUUCAGGUUUGCUUUCUGAAUGCUCUCUUUGGAAGUAAUCUCAAUAGUGAACAUGGCUCAUUUGUAAAAGAAUACUUUUUCUCUCCCAAAUAAACUUGCUGUAAAUACAACAAACAAUCCACCAUUAAUACUCAUUAUGCAGACAGUAUAAGUGAAUUGGGAGAUUGGAGAACAGGUUGUUUUAUCAAGUUUGCACUUUGAGGAGUUUGUGGAACUUUGUCUUCAGGAUGAGGACCACAAAAAGCAAUUUCAGUCUGAUUUCAUUUAAGUGUAAUAAACUGUUGGAUACCAGGUGGAUUUGGAAUAUUGUGACCCAGCUGAAAGAACUUAAACGUUAGGAGCACAGGAUGUUAGGAAAUGUUGUUUCCCUGUUGGAAAAUUUAAGCUGUUUCUUGACAAACUGAUGAAACAACAAGAAUGUUUGCACAAGAUACUAAAUGCUAGAGAUAAUGGCUGUCUUGUCAAUCUUUUUUUCUGCACAGGUUUUGAGAGACUGUUGUGAGACAAAAAGUUAUUAGAAUACAUCAGUUGUAUCAAGGACAACUUUUAUAGCUGAAUAUUUCUGUGUCCUCUUUGUGCUCUCACGGUAGUUGUUUAAUAAAAAUUGAAACCCAGGGUAAUUCUUUUGGGCAGGGCUAAGUACAUUUAGGUGUCACCUUGUAUUUGCUUUGAACCAGUUACCCAGGGUAGCUGAAAUGUUUGACUCCUGCUGCCUCCAGGUGACAGAGCUCUCGAGGAAGUGGAUUUGACACUUCUGAAGUGUCUGAAUUUUUAGAUUAGCAUUACAUAAACAACUGCUGAUGUAGAUACACAUUGAUACAUUGAAACCUGAGUUGCAAACUAGGCAGCUCAAGAUUAGGUUUACUUCUUGUUCUAAUGUCCCUGCAGGAGAGUAUUUACUCUCGGCAGAACAAUGUUUUGAUCUGUUGACCAGCCUGGAACUCAAGGUCAUAUAAAGACCCGUGGGCCAUGUUUUUCUUACUCAGACCACUGUUUCAAAUUUAAAGUGUACAAGUUAAUCUUCAUCAGUACUACAAAUACUUUAUAUUGUCUUGGUGAAGAGAUGCUACACUGUGAAUUAUGUGUAUACUCAGAUUAAGUUUUCUUCAAAGUGCUGCUAUGCCUCAAUCAGCUUUAAUGUCUGGUAAUGAAUCUGUCUGCUGUCAGAAAUGCAAUGAUGUCAGUGCUGUUGUAGGCAGAUUUGUGUGAAAAGUCAAAUUUCUUAUGAGUAGAGAUUUCAGUUAGUGUGGGUUUUAAUCUAAUCUUCAAAGUACUCAGUAUCUGGUAAAGCCAUUUCUUUGUAAUACUUUUAGAAACACGAAUACUAGUAUAGCAGGUAAUUCUGCUAAAGGAUUUGGAGAAGUACAAAGAAGAGUACAUAACUUAUAGUUCCUCUGGUUUAGUGAAAUUUCUAUACUUUGAGGAAAAGAAUCAGUGUACUUGGCAUAUGCAUUGUUUCCUGCUAUUAAAAAACCCCUAUUAAGUACUUCAUUAAACAGUUGGGGCAAGGGGGAUCAUGUACUGCAUCACAGAAUGGAUUGAGGCUUCAAAUUGGCUCUGCUGAUGGAGGUAUUUUCUCAGCCCUUUUCCGUGGCUACUUUUCUGAACAAAAAUAACAAUUCCUACACAGCUGUAUCCCUUCUCAGUCAUCUGAAAACAGAAUAAUUCUCAGCAGAAAAUGUGUUCAUUGGUUAUAAUGAAAUGUUGCACAAGCAUUUUAUCAUCUGUGCAUGUGUUGUCUGCAUGCAUGUAGAUACAUGCUCAAUUGCAUGUCUAGAUCUCAAUUUAAAGUAAUAUGCCUUGAUUAAGAGAGCUUGUAUUUUAAAAAUGGGUUCUGGGCUCACACAGAUUUGGAGGACCAGAUAAGGCUGCCACAGAAGAGGAAGAAGGUUGUAGGAAGUCAGAGGUGAGAAGCUUCUGGGCAGAUAUUUUCAGGGGUAAUUUUUCCCCUGGCUAUCUCCGUGUGCAUGUAUUAUUCACUGGCAAUGAAUUGCCAGCUUUCUUGCCAGUUAUCCAACAUAAACAUAUUUCCUACCUCUGCAGGUCCCUGAGUAUAUGUGUGUGUGUAGCUUUAUAACAUUUACUUCAUCAUAUUGAAUUUAUUUCUUAUAUCUCAGGUAUCAUUCCAGGUGUUUUUACUAAAUUAAUAGUCUUUAUUUCUUCCCCCAUAAGUGACAGUCUUUUUCAAAAUACUGUUUUUACAUGGCAAAACAUGCUAUUGCCUUCCUUCAGUUGAGAUAGUUGACUGAAUAUUCCGGAUUGAGAGAUCAGAAUAUAACAUGGGUAUUUCAGCUGUAAAGGGAUAAAAGUGCUUUGAUCUUUGUUUGCUAGUGAGAAACACUUCUCAGUUUGGUCCUUUAAGCCCACAAGGCACUGGAUUCUCUGAAAGUAGAAAUUUGGAGCUGUUCACUAGCUUUCAUCUGCCAUCACACAUUUUUUGUAUCACAUAUUAAAUAGAUUUUGAAUCUUCAGAACCACCUGUGUACAAAAGAAAACUCAGACUGAUUCUUGUAGUCUGCAGUAGAAAAUGAAGUUAUGCUUUCAAUUACACAGACUAACUGAAACAGUCUCUUGUUUGUGGUGCCCAGAAACUGCAUAAUGGAGAAAUGCAAGAGACCUGCAGUAAUGUAAAUUUCAAGAAAUCAUGUAUUUUGACAACCAUCAUGUUCUGUGUGACAGAAAUGGAAGACAGCAACUGGCUGGGAAACAUUUUUAAGUGUUUAAGCAGAGAUGUUAUGGGCUGGUCUGACUAAUACUUUAUUCAGUGGUAGAAAGGAAUCCAUAUUAUUCACAUGUAAAAUUGCUUUUAAAAAUUGGCAACCAAUCUAACUGUAUUCACAAGAAUCAUGCAGAAGUCUGCUAACUUCCUUUGAAAUGCCAAUAAUAAAGGAAAGAAAAACAGAACUCUUCUUUAUUGCUUCAGGAGCUGCCAAAAAACCUAACAGAUGAAACUGCAAAUUGAUUGCAAACUUCUUACAGCUUUCUUAAUACAAAGAUAUUUGUCAACAAAUCCAGCAUCAAAUCUUGAAAUUGGUCUCAUUUAUGUUCACCUGAUUUUCCCUAGUUGUUUUUUUAUUUUGUUAAAUGUGUAGUUGUCUUAGUAUGAUUAUGACCAAAAGUCUAUUUGCAUAAGCAGGAGAAAAAAAAAGGAUUUAGGAUUAGGCCAUGUGAAUAACAAAAAUAAAUCUGCUUGGAAAGGUAACCAUUUCAAAAUAUGCAUAUAUAUUAAUGGUAUUUGCUGAUAAAACUAUGUCUAGCCAAGUACAUUUUAUCUAAGUUAUGGGUGAGAUUUUGUGUGACAUUCAGCUAUGCUAAAAAAGCUUUCAAGUUUAAAGUCUUUGGAGUUUAGGAAAGUAAGAAGAAAGGGGAAAAUUUAAAGAUGAUGCUGCAGAGUGGGGACAAUGCUUGAAGUUUGUCCCUGAGUUACUCGAGGUGACUGCUUACAGAGGUAUCAUUGUAUGGUCUGCAGAAACUCACUCAAUAGUUCAUAUGCUUCUUUUCCUAUAAAAUUAAUAUACAGUGGAGAAGAAAAAUUCACAAAACCAGCAGAUACCUCAAAGCUUUUCUCAGGUGUCUCCUUAAUGAGUUCUCAUCCUUUAAGCAGAUAACUCUGCUGACCUUAGCAGUUACUUGUGUUGAAGCUACAGAUGCUUGAGAGAACAGGAUCCCACUCUCUGGCUCACUGUAGAGGGAUGCUACAAAUCAGAGCUCAAGGUGCUGUGUCCCUGCUGCUUUUAAGUUCAAGUAUUCAUACAAUUCUGCUUAGUAUGUAUCACCAUGUCAGCCCCAUUGGUAUGCAGCUGGGGCUGGUCAGCUCAAUUUUUUAGUGCUGUCAAAUUAAAGGAAGACUUGAGAUCUACUUCAGGACCAAAGUGAGAACAGGCUUUGAAUCUUAACAUGCAUCUGGAUUACAACUAUGAAUUAAAGUUUGGCAUUGGCUUUCAAUCUUGAUAGUCUUAAGAUGCUUCUGCAGCAAAUGUGGAUGCUUACAGAUGUCUUUACAGUAUUGAUCUCUCACCUGCAGAGAAAGAAACCUGCAAAAUUGUUUCUUGCCAGAUAAAAACUUUUGCUGGAGUCCUCGUAGAAGAAAUCAUCCCUAAUUUCUACCUUUACCUUUGAAGCUAUAAAGGCAAAAAAUGAAUUGGUGACAGAUUCUGACAGCUGGUUAUAAAGGAGCAGGCUGUGUUAAUUUGCAGUAAGAGGAACAGGGCGUUCUAUUUCAUGUGUCAGUGUGGGCAGGGAGUGGGGAGAGGGAAAGAAAUGGGAAGAAGGGAAUGCUGAGUGCUUUGCCUCGCUGUAUUUACAGGACAUUCUGGUUGCACACCAUUGCUUUUGAAGGACCAAUGAUUUCUAUAUUCAGUUAAAAUCUUUUUGAAUAAAAAAAGCCCACACAGAUUAACCUGACAACUUUUCUUCUUGGAAACAGUGCUGUUUUCAACUGGCAAAUACAGCAUUGUGGACAUUGGUUCCUUAUUUCCUUAAUGCUAGUUAUCAACAGAUUACAGUAGACUUUUCUUUCUGACAAAUACACACCUCUCUCAGUUCUUUGUCAUGCCAACAUGCAAAACUUUGUGAUAGAAUAGAUAGAAAAGCGGAGAAGAUUUUAUUAAAAAGAGAAUUAAUUGAAUUGGGGUUUUUUUGCCCAACAUUCAGAAAAUGAGUAUUCUUGGAGUGGGUCCAGAGAAUUAUUCUGAAUUUGAUGGGAAAAGUACUAGAAGAAAGGAUAAUUUUGUGAAUAAAGUGGUGAAGAAAAUACAGGAAAGCUGUGCCCUCGAAGACUGCUCAGGACUUGUGGAACACUAGUGGAACCAGAUGUCAGGUGAAUGCUCCUGUCGCUAGAGCUGUUAAAGCCUAACCAUGCUUAUUGAAAGGAUGAUAAGCCCAGCCUGUUGGCCAGUCCUGUCAGAGCCCAGGAUUUGUGCCAUGGCCUGUUCAAAGGCACAUGAUGAGCCCCAGGGGAGGCAUUCUUUGUUUAAGACUAUUUUGUACUAAUUCUGGAUCUGCUGAUUUUUUAAAGACUUCUCUCCAGUUAUUAACAUAAUUGAAACAUCUAAUUUAAAUGCAGGAUUUUUCAUUCUUUCCAAACAGAACAAAAAUAGUUGCUGAGCACUCCGUUAUCACCAGUGUUUUUCUUGCCUCUGGAUAUAAUGAACGGAUGAUGUUGCUGAGAUUAUUCGUUGUCAUAGUAUUCAUACUAAUCAAUAUUUUCUGUCAAUGUUUUAAGGUACCUACAGGUUUAGAAAUUUUCCAAAGUUGAAUGUAGCUUUCGACUCCCUCUGGUGGUCUGGCAAUGGAGCUGGCAAAUAGUUUCUCUAUCACUGACUGCAAACGUUUGAAUGCAGUAUGACAUUGUAUUUUAUUUUUACCCUUAAAAUAGUCCCUUAAAAUAGGAAUAGUCAAAAAUGAUACAUGGCUCUGAGUUUCUGUUUUGAAAAGUAGAGGCCUAAUAACAUGCAAAAUCGUUGUAUCUUUCUAAAACCAUAUAAUUACUAUUUUUAAAAAAUCCAUAAUACUAUUCUGGACGCUGUUUUCGUAAGUCAAAAGAAUAGGAAAAUGUCUUUGCCUCUGAGGUUCAAUUUACUUAGGAAGAUUUUCUUUUAUGAGUUUAAGCUAGAGAUUAAAGUACAAUCUGGAUCACAACUAGAAUUUAGCUGAACCGUGUCUGUAAGUUUUGUUAUUGUGCAUGGACAGUGCGGGGUCCCUCUUCAUCUAUUUCCCUACAAGCAGUGUUGGGCACCAGUUUGAAACAGAGCAGGAAAGAGGCUUACCAUGAGAGUAGCACAAUGAAAGACUCAUUAUUAGACCCUAACCUGGCUUUUCCCUGAACUUAAAAGUAGCCAAAGCACUUAUGUAAAAUCCUUAGACCUUUGAACAAGACUGAAAUGUUUUACACUGGCUCAAUAAAAAUUAGAAACAGCAAGCUAUGGCAUUUUUCUUCCUGUUUUCUCCCUGUUUCUUACUACAUGGUAAUAUAGGAUAGCAAAUUUACUGACACCAUACCAUUGUAAAAAUACAGUUGUGGAGCAAGUUGCAAUUCAGAUAGAAAUACAUUUAUUCAGCCUCCAAAAAACAGUGGAGUGUGGUUUUUUUUUAAAUUCUGGGAGAUGACUCUUUUUUUUUUUUUUAAUGUAUGUAAAUAUUUGCAUUUGUGGUUCAGAGGAUAUUUCCAGGCACGGUGUGACAGGUUUAAAAUGUAGUAUGAAACACUGAGGUGGAAGAAUAUGAUUUUAGUAGAUACUGGCAGUUGAGUGAUGCUCUGUUGCCCUUUCACUGACAAUGCUGGCUCCCGUUUCACAUGGGUGAGCUUAGAAAGGACCUCUUUUGGAGUCUAACUUUUUUUUCCCCAGCACAUUUAGUAAUUAAACUUUGGAUUCAGACAAUUCAGACAAUGACUGCUAGCCCUUGUCAUUUCUUAAAGACUGUGAAUUAAUAUCAAGGGAUUUCAUAAAAUAGUAAAAAAUAUGUUUGCUUGAUUCUACAGGCAUACAUUCAAUUUUCAGUACCAGUUGCCCAUUAACUCACAAGUGCAGUAUGAACUGAAUCACUUUGAAGGCAACAAAAUAUAAAAUCAAAAUCCAUUGUGAAGAAAGCUUUUGGGGUCCUAAGUUUUCUUGAAUUGUUUUAUGUAUGACAUUAACUUUCAAAUAGCCAUAAGGGCUUAAUGGUUUACAAAAUAAUGUACAUUUGCAGAUGUAACUAUUCUAAAAAAAUAAACUCAUCUAAGUACAAAACUUUGCAAUGUUGAAAUAAUUUGAUAAAGUUUAUUUCAUUUUUUACAUGGCUGUCCUCCUUGCUAUGUGGCAGGGGUGGCAGGUUUUAUAAUGGGCUUUUUGUCAGACUUGAUUUAGUGGAUACUCUUCAGUCUCACUUCCCUUCAAAGAACAUGUUUAUACUCUCAAAAAAGAGACAAAUGUCACUGUGAAAUUCUUUCCUCAAAGAAUUUUCAUAUGGUCUGUUCUCAAUUUCAUACAGAUUAUUGGCUUCAGUAGGAAUGGAGAACUGUGUAGUUCCUCCUUCUGCCAACAGUGUUGCACUAACUGAAAAAAAAGAUGACUUGGGUUCCAGUAAAAGUUCUGCUUCUGUUAAUGGUUAUGAGCUGAGCUUUUUACUGUAGAGGAAUUAAUUAUCCCAGUAAUGAGUUUUGGCCUGAGAAUUUUUGCACUUCACAUUCUACAAAAUAGCAGACGGUAGUGGGAGUUGAUUAUGAUUGCCUUAAAAUACAAAUAGUAUUUGAAUUGCAUCUCUGAUCACUUGCAGUAGGAAUAUAUUUUACAUUCUAAUAAGCAUUGCAAUGUUGAUUUUAACUGAAAGACAAAAGAUUGGUAAAACUACCAUUUGUGGUGAGGAAAAGUUUUUAAUGUUUACUGUUUUUGUUUUGUUUUACUAUGAAUAUGAAAAAAGGGCUUUUAUAUUGUCUUCUAUAGCAUCAUAUUUCCCUCAAAAUUGUUUUCUUUCUCUGAUGUGUGCUAUAGGUAGAAAACUAAUUUUAAGAAUCAGCAUUAUGACUAGCAGUUUCAGAUGAACUUCUUUGGAAAAAAACAGCAUACCACUGGUCAGCGUGCACACGUAAAACCAGAGUAGUAGCUAAACUUGCAUAUUAAACACUUUUUCUCUAAAUAAUGAAACAACGCUGGCAUUAAGCAUCACUAGCCUUUGACACAAGUUGGCUGUUAAUCUUGGAUUCUUCCUCACCACUUCAGUGGUGCAUAGUAUUUGUCUAAGAAGCCAAAAAUACGGUCUGGAAUAAAAAACCCAUUGACCCUGUGAGUUUCCUUGCAGGAGGUUUUUUCCUCUCCUCUGUGUUUUGAGCAGUCUAUUUUCAUAUGUUGCCUUUAUAAAUGCAAGUACUUUUUGAAUUGAUUUUUCUGAUUCCUUGUUAAAGAAUGUUUAAUAUCUUAGCAGAGAUUAAAGUGCUGCGUUAUUUAAGUCAGUUUAUAUUCUCUCUAACAUUGUCAUCAAUUUAAAGGCGCAUCACACCUGUUUCUCAUAGAUCUGUGUGGAGUACUAGUGCAGAAAGUUUCUUUACCAGGUUUAUUUUCAGGUUAUGAGGAGUAUGGGAGUACCAUAUCAGUGUGUGUAUUGGGUUUGUGUGGCCAGGUUUUGGUAGUGGAGGGGACAAUGCAGGAAUGGUUUCUGUGAGCAGCUGCUGAGGCUUCCCUCACAUCCAACAAAGCCAGGGCCAGUUGACUUCAGGAUGGACCCACCUCUGGCCAAGGCUGAGUUCAUCAGAGAUGAUAAUAAAGGCUCUGUGAUGACAUAUUUAAGAAGGAAAAAAUGUUAUUGCACAGAUGUAAUUGUGACCAGGAAGAGAGGAGUGAGAAAGUGUGAGAGGAACAAUUCUGCAGACACCAAGGUCUGUCCAGGAGGGGCAGGAGCUGCUCCAGGCACCAGAGCUGAGAUUGCCCUGCAGCCCAUGGUGAAGACCAUGGUGAGGCAACUGUGCCCCUGCAACCUGUGGAGGUCAGCAGGGGAGCAGAGAUCCGCCUGGAGCAGGUGGGUGCCCAGAGGAAGGCUGUGAACCCACAGGAACACACUCCUGACUUGCAGACCUGUGGAGAGAGAAGCUCACAUAAGGGAGAGUUUGACUUGUGACCCCAUGGGGGACCCACGCUGCAGCAGUGGGUUCCUGAAGGAUUGCAUCCUGUGGAAAGGAACUCACACUGCAGCAGUGGGUUCCUGAAGGAUUGCAUCCUGUGGAAAGAAACUGACACUGCAGCAGUGGGUUCCGGAAGGACUGCAUCCUGUGGAAAGGGACCCACACUGCAGCAGUGGGUUCCUGAAGGAUUGCAUCCUGUGGAAAGGGACCCACACCGGAGCAGUUCAUGCAGAACUGUAGCCCAUGGCAAGGACUCACACUAGAGAAGUUCAUGGAGAACUGUCUCCCAUGGGAAGGAGAUGAGAGCUUCUCUCCCUGAGCAGUGGCAGAAACAACAGGUGAUGAAUAACCCUGUUCCCUGUCUGCCUGUGCUGCUGGCGGGGAGGAGGUAGAGCCCAGGAAAGAGGGAAGGGUAGUGCAAAAGUGUUUCAAUUAUUUAGUUAUCCUGCUCUGAUUUUGCUUGGUAAUAAAUUCAAUUAAUAUCUGCAAAUUGAGUCUGUUUUACCCAUGACAGUAAUCGGUGAGUGACCUCUGCCUGCCCUUAUCUCAACUCAUGAGCCCUCUGUUGUAUUUUCUCUCCCUGAUCCCUCGUGGGGGGCAAUGAUCAGGUGGCUUUGGGGAGUACCUGGCACCCAGCCAGGCUCAAACCACCACAGUGUGUAGCUGUGUGGUGAAAGGUCUUGUUUCUUCAUACCAAACUCAUGAAAUUGCACUGAACAAUCCACUUCUCUUCCCCCUGUGUUUGGGGGGAGUGGAGUGGGAGAGAUGGCAUAAGGCAAAAGGAUAGAAUAAUACAUCUUAGUUAUUUUCCUGCAUUUUGAAUUUCCCUCCUUUUCACAAACCAGGUACCUCUCUACAUUUGCUAGCCAGCAGCCUCACCUUAAAAGCAGACUCUUUCUAGCCAAGUACAUGCAUGCUUUGUUCUGCCCCAACAGUGUAAUAAAGAUGCCAUUUCCAGAAAAAAAUACUUUGUUUAAUCCUAAAAAAAUAAGGGAGAUUUGAUGAAAUAUGCAGGAUUGUGCUUCUUUUCUCUCUUACUUUUGUGCUAUCCAUUCCAAAUCCAUUAUUGAAUUCCACUAUACGUUAUCUACAAUGGAAUCUUCUCAGAGCAGUCUUGGGUGCAUGGAAGUUUCAUUAAUGUUAAAGCAGAUUUCCAAAGCAUUUCAAAAUGUGCUAAUUCCUUUUGCAUAGAUGUCUCACUUCAUAAAUAGGAACUGUUGAGAUAAUAAGCCUGAUGAGCUGUAAUGUAAAUAUUUUAAUACUAUUGCUGGUAGCUUUUAGUGAAAUGAUGUGAUCAGUGCUAACAAAAUGUGUUAGAAUUAUUGUGAAUCAAUAUGAAUAAUCUUCAUAGGCAAAUUAGCUCUUUUAGAAAGUUGAAAUUUUAGUUUUCAUAGUCUUAUCUGUAAAAGAACUAGUAGUUAUAAUAUCAAACAUUUUGAAUUAUCAUUCUUCUCCUUUCCAAUUUUUAACUUAUUUAAUUUUCUCCCCACCCCCCAAAAAAAAGUUAUAAUCAGUUUGACAUUCUCUGGAUCUUCUGAAAACUCAUGUAUGCAAAAAAUGCUUUUUUAUUAUCCUUUUGGUUUUGUUACAUUAUUAAAUCCUCUCUCCAAUCCUGCAGUACUCCUUUGUAUUUUUAAACACUGUUAUGUUCUGCUACCAUUUAAUUUCACUCUUAAAACCUGAAGGAUAUUUUGUUUGAAAUGGGACUGUAACCUGAAGGUGCUAUAAAAGCAUCUUGACUAAAAGGCAAAUUACAAUAUCUGAAUUUUGUGUUGUUGUGCUUCUAAUAACACUGGGAAUGAAAAGUAGAUUUCUUGAAACACUGAACAAGAUAUUUUAUGCCUGUCAUAGAGUUGCAAUAGUUGUGAUGGUCUAAGGAUGAUGGAAGCAAAACAAGAUUUGUUGGAAGUAGUAUUUAUUACAUUGAGGAUAUAGCUGGAAACACACUAACAAGCUUUUAGUUGUGUAAGCCUGGGUCUGUUUCCUGGUCAAUUCAAUGGAAACUGCAUCUCUUUAAAAAAAAUCCAUGCUGGUUUCUCAUGUUUCAGCUGAUGAUCAAAACUAAGCAAAACUUCAGAAGCACCUGUCUCUGGUAUAUGUGAAUGCAUAUGAAGCAGAUAAUUGUUUAGAAAUUCUGUUAUGUAAACAACUCUCCCAAUGCCCACAGGCAAUGUCAUAUUUGUAUUUUGCAGAUCUAUUUAUAGAACAGCCAGUAGUUUUAUGUUUGCCCAAAUUUGACUUCUGACUCUGUGAACUUGUAAUUUCUGAAGAUUAACAUGUGCUAGAUACAGAGGAGUGCAAUGCAUGUAAAAGCAAAAUUCCAGCCUGUUUUUUCAAACUUCAUCUGUGACAGCCAUCCUCAUAAACUCAACCAAAUUCC